Molecule: messenger RNA, 2825 nt
Organism: Trichoplusia ni (cabbage looper)
Lineage: Eukaryota; Metazoa; Arthropoda; Insecta; Lepidoptera; Noctuidae
Exons: 3
Coding region: 372-1151 (259 amino acids)
Source: RefSeq, a predicted model, not a curated record
UUAUCAAGAGUAGGUAAGUAUCCUUCAAAACAAUUAUUAGAGAGCCUUGGCAUGAACACAAAUAUAAUUGACUUGGUCUGAGAUGAAUGAUCUAUGUUUUUAGUAGAUGCCGGUUGCAAUUUCCGCGAAAAAAUAUUAACCUAUAAGGGAAAAGAAAGCAAUACAAGAAAUGUAUUUGUGACAUUUUGUGAACGCAUCACAAAUAUCGCAGGUCACACACAUACACAAUCACAAAACUGGUGACGCGCGACCACAGAGUACAUUAUAUAUACUGCGCGCGACGUUGUAUGUUUCAAGAUACAUAAAUUAAAUCUCUUAGCGGACGAGUUGAGAAAAAUAAAAAAAGCAGAAGGUCGUCGAUAAAAAAAAAUAUGGUGCGAUUGACGGUAGACCAGCGGGUACUACUAAAAGAGUUACGCAACAAGAAGGAAGUCGCGCAAUUUCUAAUGCCUGAUGCUCCUUCUGCUAAAAAAUCAAGAAAAGUGUCUCCAGAGCGAGUGCCGUGUCCCCUGCUUCCGGAAACUCCAGAAGUCCCGCCUCCGCGAGUUAUUCAGCAUUGGGAGCUGGAGAAAGAACCAUCCAUAUAUGACGACAACAUGGAUCAAGUUAUUUUAGAGUGGGAACAGUCUGUGACCCAAGAUCCUGGGAGCGAUAUGGAAGAGGAUGAGUAUAAUUUACAUGGUGGAGCCAACCGCCUGAAAAACGCUGCUGAUUUUGACGCAGACAAACUAAGCAGCGAUCUCCUCGAAACUCUGAAUGCUACAGACAGACGGGAUGAUGAUGCUUUGAGAGAAUUGGCUAACGACGAUAUGCUCGCGUUCGAUUGGUCACAUGAUCGGGAUAUUUUUGUGGGGGAGCGUGAAUCUUUUACGGGGGCUGCUGGAACUACCUUUUCAGCUGAAGGUAUGUCCCCAUUCCAUAUUUUUUCCAAAAUUUGGGAUGAGGACAUAAUAAACACGAUUGCAGAAGAGACCAACAGGUACGGAGACAACCUUUGCAGCACGAGCAACCUCAAGACCCAUUCUAGGUUGCACAGGUGGAUUUCCAUAACGGUGCAGGAGUUAUGGACGUACUUUGGGAUCCUAAUGCUGCAGAGCAUUGCCCGCUUCCUGUGGAACAGGAGUACUGGAGACCAUGUUUGCCUUAUUUAAAACUCGGUAACUUUACCGACUUAAUGUCAUACCACAGAUUUACUGUAAUUAAACGAUGUCUACAUUUUGUAGACAAUACUAUUGCUGCCAGGGUAUCCCAACCAGGCUCACAAAAAUAAAGCCUAUUUUAGAUCAUCUCAACAAAAAAUUUAGCUCUUUGUACCUACCUGAACAAGAAAUUGCUAUCGACGAGUCUCUCUUGUUGUGGAAAGGGAGGCUCUCGUUUGCUCAGUUAAUAGCGAAUAAAGCUGCUCAGGUAGGCAUAAAGAGUUAUGAGCUUUGUGAGUCCAGGACAGGAUAUCUCUGGAAAAUGUUAAUUUAUACAGGAAAAAAUGAUCAAGGUACCAAGUCGGAUGUUGGGGAUGGGUUACCACCUGAGGGGUGCGGUGCAACUUCUAAAAUUGUCCAUCACUGAGUACGGCCAUUAUUGAAUAAAGGCCAUACUUUAGUGAUGGAUAAUUUUUACAAAAGCCCGCUUUUAUCGCGCACCCUCAAAUCAAAAAAAACCGACGUCAUGGGUACGCUGCGGCUCAACCGGGAGUUUGUGCCCGAAAGUCUACGCGUCAAAAAUAAGGCAAACAUGCGUCACGGGGAAGUGGCAUACAGCCAAACAAAGGACAUCACAAUUGCAGUGUGGAAAGAUGCAAAUGUAGUGUCAGUAAUAUCUACAUACCACAAAAAAGAAGUCGGCGGAAAAGAAAAAUAUGGUUUCUACAAGUACAAGCCAAAAGUUGUACUUGAUUACAACCUUUCUAAGGGGGGUAUCAACAAAAAGGAUCAGCAGUUGCAGGCGUUAUAUAGAAAGGGUGAGAAACCACAUUUGGUACAAGAAGCUUUUCCGCCGCCUUUUAAAUGUAUCGAUCCACAAUGCUUUUGUGAUGUACCAAGUGCGGUAUUGCCAGGUAUAAAACAGCGGGCGUUUCGUGUACAGUUGGUGGACGAAAUCUUACAAAGGUUUCGACCACCAAAAAUACACGCACCCCCUGCCACUCGUCAUUAUCUCGCACAAAACGCCUCCAAGAGGUCACUUUGCAAGUGGUGCGCACAGAAAAAAAUUGAUAACAGUUUGGAAAUGUGACACUUGCAACGUGAACCUAUGCAUACUGGGGUGUUUUAGGGAUUAUCACACUUCCAUUUCGUAAUGUCAUAAAAACGCACACUUUCACAGUAGUCUCAUCAAAAUCGGACCAGCCGUUUUAAAAACAAGUUAAUUCAUCAUAACUUAAUUAUUCAUAUUUUUAAUAUCUGUUUUGCGUCAAGUAGAAAGUGUUCUGACUGUUUCAAACCAUUUAUCGUAUAAUGUGUAUAAACGGCCUGAUAGUAACCGUUUUUUCGGUGUUUAUUCCUAUUUGUAAUGUAAAUUUACUUGUAACUUUGGUUUACGGUUACGGAAUUGGAAGUGUGAUAUAUCGUUAGAAGCGUGAUUUCUUGUAGUAAAUUACUGUGCGUAAUAAAUUUUGUUUCUGUAACCUUUCCUUUUUACAAAAGGCCAAGAAAGACACACAGCACGCAUCUGUCGAAAAAAGGUAGGCUCAGCUAUAAAUCCAUAUUUCUGCGUAUCAGUCAUUGCUAUUGCGAUGAAUUUUUGUUAUAAGUUAGAAUACCAAUAUAGCUUUUAAGUAAUGUACGUGUAAAUAUAUAAAUAUACAAAAAUAUUUUGUUAGUGUAAAAAAA